GAGUCGCGCGACAGAGGACACAGACACGUACACACAUAUACACACGGGAAGCGCGACGACCACGGGAUUGCCCCUUGUCGGCUCGUCUCUCGUCGACGACGGCUCGUUUCGCCAACGGAACGGACGACGAACGGACGCUCCGCUCUGCCCGCGGGAAGCCAGACGAACGAUGAUCCAUGAACGAAGAAUGUAGACGAGAGCGGAGAGCAAGGAGCGGAUCUGCCAGUGUCGCAGAUUCGGACGAGGACAUCGCCAUCUCUGAAGUUUAAUCGCCUCGAGCCACGUCGAGCACUUUCUUCGCGCCUUUCUCGCUCCGAGCGGGCACGAUGAAAUCGCGAAAUCCAAGUUCCUCGCGGACCGGCAGAUCGGAGGUCCUGCUGGUGCUGGGUCUAAUCCUGCUCCUCGCUCAGCUGGACAUCUGCCACGGCUCUCCGUCCCAUCGUAGCAGGCAUCAUGAGCAUGACCACGAUCACGAGCACGAGCACGAGCACGAGCACGAGCACGAGCACGCGGAUUCAUCGCGCGAAGAUGCCAGGAGCGCCAGGUUGAUGAGCGAGGAGCUCCCGCGACCUGCCGCCCUCACCAACGAUCCGCUGAUCGUCAACACCAAGAAGGGUUUGGUCCGCGGCAAGACCUUGACCGCCACCACGGGCAAAGAAGUCGACGCCUGGUUCGGCAUACCCUACGCCCAGAAACCCGUCGGCUCCCUGAGGUUUCGACAUCCGCGGCCGGUCGAGCGCUGGUCGGAUGUGCUGAACGCGACCACCCUGCCGAACAGCUGUGUGCAAAUCCUCGACACCGUGUUCGGCGACUUCGCGGGCGCGACCAUGUGGAACCCGAAUACACCGUUGAGCGAAGACUGCCUGUACGUGAACGUGGUGGUGCCGCGACCCAGGCCUACGAACGCCGCUGUCAUGGUAUGGAUAUUCGGUGGUGGCUUCUACUCCGGAUCGGCCACCCUCGAUGUAUACGAUCACAAAACGAUCGUGUCGGAGGAGAACAUUAUUCUGGUCUCCAUGCAGUAUCGCGUGGCCAGCUUGGGCUUCCUGUACUUCGGCACCUCCGACGUGCCUGGGAACGCCGGCCUCUUCGACCAGAUGAUGGCCCUGCAGUGGGUGCGCGAUAACAUCGCCUUCUUCGGUGGCAAUCCCGACAACAUUACGCUCUUCGGCGAGAGCGCGGGUGCGGUGUCCGUGUCCAUGCAUCUGUUGUCUCCGCUCUCUAGGCACCUCUUCAACCAGGCGAUAAUGCAGUCCGGCUCGCCGACCGCGCCGUGGGCGAUAAUCUCGCGCGAGGAAUCGAUAGUACGCGGCAUCCGGCUGGCAGAGGCGGUCGGCUGUCCGCACGAUCGCAGUAAUCUGCGGGAGGUCAUCGACUGCUUGAUGACAAAAGAUCCGGUGGAGCUGGUGAAGAACGAAUGGGGCACCCUAGGCAUCUGCGAGUUCCCGUUCGUGCCGGUAAUCGACGGCGCGUUCCUCGACGAAACACCUCAGCGUUCACUGGCCACGUCUUCUUUCAAGAAAACAAGCAUCAUGAUGGGCUCCAACACGGAGGAGGGCUUUUACUUCAUCAUCUACUAUCUCACGGAACUGUUCCGCAUCGACGGCACCGAAGACGUGAAAGUGUCGCGCGAUCAGUUUAUCAGCGCAGUGUCCGAGCUGAAUCCCUAUGUGAAUCAAAUCGGCCGGCAUGCCAUCAUCUACGAAUACACGGACUGGCUUCAUCCGGAUGACCCGCAUCUCAAUCGUGACGCUAUCGACAAGAUUGUGGGAGAUUAUCAGUUCACUUGCAACGUCAACGAGUUCGCCGGCCGAUACGCUGACACCGGCAACAACGUCUACAUGUACUACUUCAAGCACAGAUCCGCGAACAACCCCUGGCCGCGAUGGACCGGAGUCAUGCACGCCGAUGAGAUCAAUUACAUCUUCGGGGAACCGUUGGACGUGUCCAAGCGCUACACAGACGAAGAAGUGCUCCUCUCCAAGAGGAUGAUGAGAUACUGGGCGAACUUUGCGAAAACAGGGGAUCCAAACAUGGGCGAAAUCGACACGUGGAUGCAAGCUCAAUGGCCGCAGCAUACCUCCGCGAACAAGGAGUACCUGACGUUGGAUAUCAACAACACGGAGAUCGGCAGCGGCCCCAGGGUGAGGCAAUGCGCCUUCUGGAAGAAGUAUCUGCCGCAGCUGCUUGGCGCCACGUCGAAACUGGAUGUCACGUCCAAGGAUACGUGCAGCGGCACCAGCCACAUCGACUCCAGUGUGACCUGGAUACUCCAGAUCCUGAGCCUGUUAUUGACCGGCCUCACUUUCCUCUUACCCGACGACAUCGUCUAGUUCCCGGCCGGUUCGGUCGGCCGAGCCGUCCUAGCUCCGUCGAGCGGCCCGUUUCCCUGAAGAAGAGAAUGGACGUGCGAACGCGAGCGCGAGCGAGCGUGAACGGACACCGAGUGAGCGAGAGAGAGCGAGAGAGAAUGAGCGAAAGGGUGAGAGCGAAAGGGAGAGAGUGAAAGAGAGGGAGAGAAAGAGAGAGAGAGAGAGAGAGAGAGAGAGAGAGAGAGAGAGCACGACGUGAGAGCGAGAGAAUAAGAUCGGGAAUGACGGCAACCGCGAGAGAAACAGACAUAUCAGUAGUAGACGAGUGCUCGAUCGCCGGGGGAUCGACGAUGACGAAACAAAAAGAAAUGAAUAAAAAAGGGAUAAAAAAACGAAUAAAAAAAAAAAGAAAAGACGCGCCCGCCAACGAGAGAGAAUGAUCUUGUGUCGGCAAAAUUCCCGGGGGCUCCGGGGUCCGGUGAAAGAUACACGAGCUCGACUUGCCGUGCGUAGUCGAGGAACAUGAGGAUCGAGAGGCCGGAAGAAAGCGAGCGAUGGAUCGGUAACGAACGGAUGGGCGAGGAACAACGAUCCAACAACGACGGCGACUACCGAGAGGAGGUAAGAUAAGAAUAAUGCGAGAUUCUCCUAGCCGUCCUAGCCGGAUGAGAGAGAAGAGGAAAUAGAGAAAGAGAGAGAGAGAGAGAGAGAGAGAGAGAGAGAGAAGAGAGAGAGAGAGAGAGAGAGAGGGUCGAACAGGAGAGGAUAGUUUGCAAAACUAUUGGCGAAACCAUAUGCAUCCGCGGUUAAUUACCAGCAAUUAUCAGUUCCUACGGUUUGCGCUGCAAGGACGAUCGCUCGCGACGAAGCGGUCGGAAACUUGAAGCUGACGAGGACUCGGAAGUGUGGGAACUUGAGAAAGCGCGUAGAUUCGACGCGGUUAACGAGGGCUGGAAGGUGCGGAGGUUGGGAGAGAAGGCGACAAGUGCGCAAGAAUUCUGGAUUGCGAGAUGCAGGGGGAAUUCGAGAUUCGGGAUACUCUGCGAGGGGACGGUGGCGAGAUGGACUCGCGCGAUGAAUGGAUUCAUUGCAUUCGCCGUUUGCGUCAUAAAACUAUCCGCUCGCAGCGGGUUCGUCGGUUCAACGUUCCGUCGCCGCGGGAUGUGCAUAUCUCGGCUGUGAGCGACACAGCGAUCCCUCACUGUGGGGCUGCUAUGUGGGUCACCAAAUGUCGCGAGGACGAGCGUUUUAUGAACACGAGUCGCCGUGUCGUGUCGCGUCGUGUUGUGCUUGCCGAGACGUUAUCCCAGGAGACUAGGCACUGAUAUAUAUCGGGAAGGGGCGACUGUAUUGAGCCGCAGCGGGGCAUCCGGUAAGAUCGUAAUUCCCCUGGAAAGCUUCGCCCGUGCGCAGCCUCGCCGUCGUAAUAUCGCAGCCCACCUGGAUCACGCCACAUCGUCGUUGCGCAGCAACCCGCGGAAAUUCAGCGACGUCGGAAACCUUGCCAAAAAUCCGAGUGAGAGACUGAAUGCCCUCCCUCCGCCCUCCGCGCUAGAAGUGGACGCAAUUCCCGGUGGGAAGCGCGCGCGCGCGCGUGUGUGUAUAUCUGUGUGUGUGUGUCUGUGUAUGUGUCUGUGUAUGUGUGUAUGUGUACAUAUGUGCCCGGGCCAUGGUUGAAUUAUAAAAGUAUAUAACACGAUAUAAUCGCGCAUUAUGUUACAGGCUGAUAAAAUCGGAUUAUCUGACAGAUUCGACAAAUCCUUCAUCUCGUUUUCUAUUCUGUUCGAUUGCCGCGACGCAAACACGCGCGAGUCGCUCAUUCGUGCGCAAUGUGGAUUCGUUCUUCGAUCUAAAUUUCCGAUUGCGAGUGAUAUGUAAAACAUGAUUCUACGUGUCUGUCUCUCUCUUCCCCCCCUCUCUCUCUCUCUCUCUCUCUCUCUCUCUCUCUCUCUUUCUCCGUCUCUCUUCCGUUCUCUCUCAUUCUCCUCGAUUUAAAGACUCUUUGUUUUGUCUCGAGUGCUUCCGCGGGAUACAUCGAUAAGCAAAGCUGCAAUUCUUAUCUUUCCGCAGGAUACUCCCCGCGAAACCAAAACGCGCAUCCCCCGCGCCUUUGUUCAAGCCUUCGAGCGGGAUCGAGCAUCCUUUUCUCCCCCGCGCCUUUUUUUUUCUCGAGAAGGAGAGGACACGCACACACGUGUUCGGGCUCUUCGUCGACGACGGCGUGUGCCGCAUUCGUACCUAACAGCCGACGAAGAUGAGCGCAAUGUCGUACGAAAUUGCCGUCGGCCCCCCGAGCGAUAGACGUGUAGACAGGCGGAAACUACCCCUCGCGUCUGUGCGCAUUCGUGACCGACCGUAUCUUUCCACCUGCAGCUGCAUCGCUGUUGUUGUCGUCGUCGUCGCCGCCGCCGUGAUUCGUUGUGCGCGGGCCGUAUGUACGUUCAUGUGCACCCAACUCGGCGGCGAGGUGGUAAUGGGGUCCGCAAUUCGAUCUAUACGGCCCGAUACGCGCGCGCGUUCAUUCGCGUACACGAAUGCCCGAAUUGCACAGUCGAUCGCGCACAUAAAAAUUUCGCCUAUCUCUCUCUGGCCUGGCGGCGGCGGCGGCGGCGGCGGUGGUGCGCGAUAUCCAGCUCCGUGUGUACGUUUGACCUCUUCCGAGAGCGCGCUCCUCUCCGAGAGGAGAGAGUAAGA
Molecule: messenger RNA, 5006 nt
Organism: Harpegnathos saltator (Jerdon's jumping ant)
Lineage: Eukaryota; Metazoa; Arthropoda; Insecta; Hymenoptera; Formicidae
Product: acetylcholinesterase
Exons: 9
Coding region: 327-2333 (668 amino acids)
Biological process (GO): choline metabolic process; acetylcholine catabolic process
Cellular component (GO): plasma membrane
Molecular function (GO): acetylcholinesterase activity
Source: RefSeq, a predicted model, not a curated record